Molecule: messenger RNA, 2164 nt
Organism: Fomitopsis serialis
Lineage: Eukaryota; Fungi; Basidiomycota; Agaricomycetes; Polyporales; Fomitopsidaceae
Exons: 2
Coding region: 237-1928 (563 amino acids)
Source: RefSeq, a predicted model, not a curated record
CAGCCUCUCACGUCUCAGUCUAACAGACCACGAAAACAUCCUUCCACGACUCUCUCAUACGACACUGCCAGGUUUCAUCAGUAUAUCAAUCCCACAGCCAUAACCGCCAGACCUCCGUGAGUGUCAACUGUUCCAGGUUUCCAAGCCCUGUCACUGCAAACAUUCCAUUCGUCUCUUACGCAAAUGUCAAAGAUCCGUGGAACCUUCUGGACCCAGUCACACACACAGUGUAGUCAAUGGCCUCUGCGCUUCCUCCAGCGACACACAACAACAGUCUGUCAUGGUCUGGUCCGGAUCGACAACCCUGGAGGCACUCUGACGCUGGUAGUGCGCCGCGGAACGCAGGCGGUGGAAAUAGAGGGAGGUCGGGUGGACGAGGUGGAAGAGGUGGACGUGGCGGAAGGGGCGGCGGCAGUGGCAGAGGAGGCGCACCCUCCAAUGCUACUACGAGAGGUCCAGACGAUGCGCCAAAAGCGCACACGGAUCAGCCAAAGGGCAAGCCGGCCCCGGAUAUUCCAAAGAUCGUCGAGCCACCGAUAUCCGCUUCCGCUGGUCCAAUUGCCGCAGCUGCGAGCAAAGCGUCAGGCAGGUCAAAGCCCACGAGGAAGGCAUCCGAAACCAAGAACUCUCGCAAACCUGGACCCACUCCUGACACGUCUGCACUCACUCCCAAUCCAUCACCUACGACAGCUCGCCCCUCUAGACGAAGGCGCUCUCAGAAGGUCCUGCCUGCUCUGAACACGAAGUCAUCUCUUUCUUCCGACUCGAGUGUCCUCACCGUGCAAUCCGCUCCAGAGAGAGGCGCAACCACGAGCAAGGAUAUGCCUCCACAUCUCAUGACUCCCUUGGACGUGCACACCUUCGAUGUCAAAUCGGACAUCGACGCUCUAGUCGACCGCAUGAGGUCCGUGGCGAUGGACAGACCACAUACGCCGGGGAGCCACAGUCACUUCGACUGGGCGAGUGACGACGACGACACUCUUCCUGAGCUGCCCGACUGGGGUAAGACGGAAGCCAAGGCGGACGUCAAGCCCUCCGUCAUUUCUCCCAUCCUGGAGGACGCGCUCAGGCCCCUACCGAACAUUGAGAUCGGUUCACCGUUCACGAUGCCACUAGCCGGUCCGGAUUCUGCGGCGGCUUCGCCUGCGAAAGCUCGGGUAGAGGUCAAAGAUGAGAGCAAAGAGUCUCAAGUGGCGUCACACAACGCGGAGGCACCCACGAAGCUUCCCCUUCACCCAUCGCUACCACCGAAACCGGUCACGACUUUGGAGCCAGCGCCUACGAAACGACAUCCGCGAAUCCCUGAACCGGGGCAUAAGCGAGGGAAGUCUAGCACAGGUUCAAUGGAGCACAAGACCGAGAAUGGUCUCGCGGACUCGAUACAUGCCUCCAUCCCCAAGAGUGGCCUUACGGAGUCGAUACACGCCCCCAGGGCGGUCUCGCAGAGUCUAUACACGCUCCAAAGAGCGGCCUCGCGGAGUCUAUACAUGCUCCCAAGUCGACGGCGUCGCCAGAGAAGGAACCUCUCCGAAGACCAUGCUCCAGAGCUUGGUCUGGCAGCGUCCAUGCAUGCCCCCGCGGAGACCACCCAGUCCGCACCAAGUCACACCUCCAGCCAUCCCAUCCCGGAUGCCCCGCCGCACCUCCGUUCUAGAGGUCCGACGCGGGGACACCGCCAGCCCUACAGUGCUUCCGUUACUAGCUUCCAACAUCCCGACCUGGAUCGCGCACGCACGGACAGCACGCACCACACGCGCACCCAGUCUUCCCCGCCGACCAGCAAUGGCAUUGGCCACGCACAUAGUCGCUCGGUACACGCGCGCCCGGUCAUCACAGGUGACGCGCUCUCGAGGCUUGCAAGGACGCUGGGAGGGCCUGCGUCUCGACGCGAGACCGCGGUUCCGGUUCCCGCUGCUGCGAAAGACUGAAGUGUUCGGGAUCUAACGUGUCAAUUGCUUGUGCUACAGUCUAUCUCCCGCUCAUCUGCCACGAUUUGCUUGUAUCUAAGCCCUAUUUCUGGGUUCCCUGUUGGACAUUAUCGUUGUGGUUGGUCAUGGUCCCUAUACCCACCCAAAUGGGUCUGCUUCGUACAGUUCCUUUUAAUCCCCCUGGAAAUUGAUUAAUGUACUUCUAUACUACACGAUGCUGGAUAUGAUGAUGCAAA